Messenger RNA from Eleginops maclovinus (Patagonian blennie), 1716 nucleotides. RefSeq names its product cyclin P (gene ccnp). Lineage: Eukaryota; Metazoa; Chordata; Actinopteri; Perciformes; Eleginopidae. The transcript is spliced from 9 exons. The record is from RefSeq and is a predicted model, not a curated record. Bases 153 to 1334 code for a protein of 393 amino acids. Gene Ontology annotation, cellular component: cyclin A2-CDK2 complex; nucleus; cytoplasm. Gene Ontology annotation, biological process: regulation of cyclin-dependent protein serine/threonine kinase activity; mitotic cell cycle phase transition. Gene Ontology annotation, molecular function: cyclin-dependent protein serine/threonine kinase regulator activity.
UCACCCGCCGACCUCCCCAAUCAGCGUGGCUCACCUGUCUUUAUCAGUGGCUGUCCGCCUCCGGGCAUCGUGAAUGCUCUCUGCUCCAGGCCACCGCCGACACCGUGGAUAAGUAGCUGCAGCGGGACGGAACUCGUUCUCCGGCUGUCACCAUGGCCAGGACUGGUUUCUGCGACUCCAAGCCCCUGCUGGACUUACACAAGAAGGCGGAUGAGAGACGAGCCCCCCUCAGAACGUGGUCUAAUGCCUGUCGGACGAUAGAUCGCUGGCAGCCUGUAGAAGUAGAGGAGUCCAGCCCAGUCAAAAUGGAGCCAGUUCGCAGAUGGGAGAGGAGGUUAUCGGCACAGACAAGCGAAAGCAUCAUCAUGGGGUUCAAUGACGACAGUUUAACAGACACAGCUGCAGAUGGGUGUGUGGAGGAGGCAAUGCUUCUUUACCCUCCGCUGCAGGGUCUUCACAGCUUACAGGCACUGGUGCCCAGCUUGCUGCGCCAUGAAGUGGAGACGGCACUUGAGAAACUUGAUCUCAUAUGGGACAGGACAUUUGCCUGGGAUAUGUUCUUGGACAUGAUGAGAACUCAAACACAAAACAGUCUUCCCAACACCGACCUGCCCCGGCAUUUUACUGACGCCACUCGUUCUGUCCUGGUAGACUGGCUCAUUCAAGUGCAUGAGAUGAUGCAUUUUCAAGAGGAGACCCUCUAUUUGGCCAUAAACCUCCUCAACCGCUCCUUGCGUGUGAUCAAAGUGACCACGGUCAACCUGCAGCUCCUCGGCAUGGUUUGCAUUUUCCUCGCUGCAAAGAAGGAAGAGUGUCUCCUCCCUGAGGUAUCAGGACUCUGCUACUUGAUGGACCACACCUACACGAAGCAUCAGCUGCUGCGAAUGGAACGCAAAGUCCUCUUGGCGCUCAAGUUUGAUUUGUCUUACUGUCCCCCUCUACAUUUCCUCCUCCUGCUCGCCUCCAUUGCUCGCUGCAGUGCUAUGGUGGUGUGGAUGGCUCGCUAUCUUCUGGAGCUGUCUCUCCUGGAGGGCCAGUGUGUGGUGUUUCUGCCUUUGCAGUUGGCAGGAGCGGCCCUCUGCUUGUCCCGGCAGAUUCUGCAGGAACCCCUAACACCAGAAGGAGAGGCUGCUUGGUGUCUGGCCUCCAGUGUCCAUGUCGGCAGUGAGACGGCCCUGCUGAGGAUCAUGCACACUCUGGCCAGUGCCGCAGCCAAGGCCCACACUCGAGAGACGUGUGCUACUUUUAUUAAAUUCUCCUCACCAGAGAACAUGCAUGUCAGCAUGCACCCUGGUCUAAAAAACAUUGCUGCUCUGCUGGGUGUAUGCACCUGACAUUUUUGACUCCCAGUAACUGUAUUAUAUGCCGAAGCUUCAAGGUAAAGAUGCAAGACCAGUACCGCUUGAGGACUUGAAUCCUGUGUGCUCCAAACCUCUGAGCAAUGCUCCUUACUAUUUGCUGUGGAUCCUGAAGAGUUGCCAUGGGAAAGGGUGAGGAAGAAGUUUGCAAGAUUUAAAAAGAUUGUUUGACCAAGGAUUGUAUGCACUUUAGUAUGUAUGUGAUUUAGUCACCCCAGUGGCACACCUGUUUUAUGAUCUUAACUUGCAGCCAAUUUUGAAAAAUAUUUGAAUUGUAUUGAUGUUUCCUUGUGUUGUGGGCUGUCUAGCAUGUUAUUUUGAAUGUUUUAAUGUACAAAUAAAGUGUCUGCUGCAAGUG